UGGGUCUCUUGUUGCUGUUGUAGGAUGCGUUGCCCUUCUGUAGUGCUCGUCGUCGCCUCCGCUUCCCUUCCGUGCGCGAGGGGGUUCCUUCGGCCGAGUAUCGUCGCCAGGAGGCGUGCUGCUGGAGCCGACGCCAGCGGCGGCUCCGGCGACAUGAUGACUUGCAGCCGGAGGAGCCACACCGGAGGAGCUGCUGCUGCUGUUGUUGGCCGGCGGGGCCUGUUCAUGAUGGCGGAAGGGAGACUCACGGAUGACGAUCUGGACAACAUCAGCCUUGACCCUUCCACCCUGGACGAGAGCGAGCUCCAGAGGGUCGAAGGGAUCCGUGCGAUCCAAUCGAAAAUGGUGGAGGUCGACGAGAAGAAGCUGGAGCUGAGGAGAGCAGCAAGGAAACAGAAAGAAGCGGCGCAGGAUGCGGGCGAAGGCGCCGCCGCUCUUAAGGCGUCUGCUGCUGGGGACGACGGGAUGGCCGCGGAGGAGAGGCAGCGAGCGGAAGGCCUGGCGUCCAUCGAGCGCAGCCUGGCGGAGGUAACGGCCAUCCAGAGGCAGCUCGGGAUCAACGUCGACGAGGAUGAGGACGAGAAGGACCUCGAAGUGAUGGACACCGCUUGGAGGGGACAAGCCGGCCUCGACGUAAUCAACGCCGCGGACGGUAGCCGGGACUGGUCGGACCUGUCCGCCCGGAGGGGUCUGGCGGUAGGGGACGCGGUGGCACUGACGAUGUUCGCCUACGUCGGACGCGCGAGCCACGGGAUGGCUGCGUUCGACCUCGGGGUGCUGUUGACGGCUCUCCCCUUCCUCAUCGGUUGGUUGGCGGUUUCUCCCCUCUUGGGGGCAUACACGAGGUCGGCGACGGAGACGCCCGGGGGCGCGGCGAAGGCGCUCCUGCCGGCGUGGGGGAUUUCCAUCCCGGUGGGCAUCUUCUUGCGGGCCCUGUCGAAGGGGGGAGAGGUUCCCCCGGUCCCCUUCGCGGUGACGUCGAUGAUCUUCACGCUGGCGGCGCUGAUGGCCUGGCGGCAGCUGUACACGGCGAUAAACCCCACGGGGGAGGGGGACAAGCAGGCCGGGCUGCUGGACGGGUUCCGGAUGAUCACGACGCUGUUGCAGCGGUGGUGAGGGCCGGGAGAGAACAGGAGAGUUUCGAGAAGGCAUACAAGUAGUCGUACCGGAUGAUCGCGACCCUGUUGCACAGCGGUGGAGACGGCCCGGAGAGAACCGGAGAUAGCUUGUACAAACCACUGCUGUAGCUCCACCUCGGAACUGAGGUCGGAUUGGAUUCCACGACACAAGCGGUGCCGCGGGUGCAAGGUAUGAGUAAGCACGCAGUAGUGAGUGUGGUUUGUGUUCGACGGACGGCUACGAUGCUGCUGCUGCCGUUUCCUGCGGUGCGGGGCGGGGCGCAAGACACCACCACCAGCCGCGUGUCGGCGGUAGACGUGAGCGUGUCAAACAAGGAUAAGACCACGGCGUUUUGGUUGGCGGAGAUCGUGAAGGAAGACGACGCGUGACCCAUAGUGUCCUACCGGUCGUGUGUCGAGUACUCCCUUCGCUGACGGAGUUAGGUGGGAUCACAAGGGGGGCGGCGUUGAGAAGCUGUGUGCGUCGGUGAUAGAGGCAAGCACCUCAAGCUGGAAGACCGGCCAAGUGGGCCCAAAGAGGGUACCCUGUAGGCUGACUUGAUGUGCUCUUGAGUCCGAUCGGUAGGUCCCGUCAUUAUUAUUUUUGUGCGGAUCGCACGCAUGCCCGUAGCUUGCAGAUCGCUGAGAAAGAAUGCCACACCGGGCGUUAGAGAACACCGUAUCGUGGUACGGACGAGUUGAAGCAUGGGAUGGGUGGUAUGGGUGGGGGUCCCGGCGAUGACGACGUCCUUGGAUCGCGGGUGGGUGGUUCAUGGCCAUUGCACUCAAUGGAACACAUUUUCCUUGUUUGCAAGAUAUAUUGAUGGAUUUGACACGAGAGACAGACGGUCUGAUGCGCCAAGGAAAAUUCUCAUACCCUUCUUUUGGGGCGACAGUUCAACAAAGAUGGGAGAGGGGGCUGCACGUGUGGCAUGCAGAAGGAGGUCCACUUUCGUUCGUAAAUACACAAUUUCAGACUGGGGCUCCAAACUUUCCGGUUUAGAUUUUGAGGCAAGAAAGUUUCCUGGAAACU
Messenger RNA from Ectocarpus sp. CCAP 1310/34, 2151 nucleotides. Lineage: Eukaryota; Phaeophyceae; Ectocarpales; Ectocarpaceae. The record is from the annotation of a GenBank genome assembly.